ACAUGAUGCGAAGGCUUUCCAGACAAUUAAUGCACCAUUACCCUUAGAUCGGGUAAAAGACGCGGCCGUAUUCGAGGUUAUAGGUGUAGAUUUCACCGGGCCCGUGUAUCUUAAAGGCGGCCAAAAAUCAUGGAUUUGUUUGUUCACGUGUGCGGUUUUCCGUGCAGUACAUCUUGAGCUCGUGACAUCGUUGUCCACUGCGGCGUUUCUUAUGGCUAUUCGGCGUUUCAUUGCGCGUAGGGGAAGGCCGAGUGUGAUAUACAGUGACAAUGGCACGAAUUUUGUUGGAUUGAAUAAUAUGUUUAAACAACUGGAUUUUGAAAAGUUGUCCCGAACGUUAGCCACCGAACGAAUUCAAUGGACAUUCAAUCCUCCAUCUGCAGCGUGGUGGGGCGGAUUUUGGGACCGGUUAAAUGGGGUCUUGAAACGAUUAUUGAGACGAACGCUUAAAAGAUCUUGUCUUGAUUACGAAGAAAUGUUAACAGUCUUAUUAGAUUGCGAAGCGGUGAUUAACUCCAGACCAAUUACUUUCCUCUCCGAAAGCAAACAGGAUAUUCUGCCUAUAACUCCGUCUAUGUUCUUGCAAGAGAUAAAGGAAAUAGGAGUACUAGAUUUAGAUAAGAUAGAGAAAUGCGAUUUAUCCAAAAGAUACUUGUAUCGUCAGAAAAUCAAGGAAGAUUUACGACAAAGAUUUCGAACCGAAUAUUUAGGUGCAUUGAUUCACCGAAAGUCUAAUGCAAAAACUGUGCAAGCUAUCGAAGUAGGCGAUAUAGUUUUAAUCGAGAAUGAAAAUGUAAAACGUUUGGAUUGGCCUCUGGCGCGCGUCAAGGAAUUAAUCGCAGGUAAAGAUAAUAAUAUUAGAGUCGUUCGAUUGACUACUGCCAGAGGCGAAUUGAUUCGUCCAAUACAAAGACUUUAUCCUUUGGAACUUAGAUAUGAGAAGAGUGAGUCCAAGGUGGACGAAAUUAUUGCGGACAAAUGCAAGGAUACCAGGAGAUUCAAGGAAUCCAGAAGUAGUGCUCCAGAUAUUAGCGGAGCGUAUGAUAAACGCAGUUGCGAUAAUAAAUCAUACAGUUGUGCAAUGAAAAAUUGUCCAAAUAUUUCUGGUCGAUUGCCUGGGCUCAGUUUUUUUCCUUUCCGCGAGAUCCAGAAAGUAUAUAUAUAUUUGGAUUUUUUCAGAUCUAGUUUAUGGUUAAGAAAUUGUGGGCGUACUAUUGAAACUUCAAUAGAAAAUUUACAUAAAAAUUAUCGUGUUUGUGAAAAUCAUUUCGAAUUAUCUAUGUUUUUAAAUGAUUUAAAAAACCGGUUGCAGCCACAUGCAUUUCCAAUACCAUUAGAUAAUCAUUUAAUACAGAAUUCAUUGUUAAUUUCCGACAAUCAGAUAUUUUCAA
This is a messenger RNA of Vollenhovia emeryi, 1391 nucleotides long. RefSeq lists its product as uncharacterized. The annotation marks the transcript as partial. The record is from RefSeq and is a predicted model, not a curated record. The transcript has 3 exons. Gene Ontology annotation, biological process: DNA integration. Gene Ontology annotation, molecular function: nucleic acid binding. Lineage: Eukaryota; Metazoa; Arthropoda; Insecta; Hymenoptera; Formicidae.